AUGGACUCUUCAGCACACUUCAAUUUUGAGCAUUCGCCUGCCGAAAGUAAUAUUGAGAGCUUUGCAUCGACACCUGUUUCAUUCUGUCCAUCGCUCUUCGACAACACAAUGAAUCCAAUUGAGGUUCUAACACCACAGUCUUUCGAUGAUGAAUGUUUUUUCGGCAAUAUCACUGAUAACACCCCCAUGGAAAAGAAGCCAGUAAAAAAGCGUAAAUCUUGGGGGCAGCAACUGCCCGAACCAAAAACAAACCUUCCACCCAGGAAACGUGCAAAGACAGAAGAUGAAAAGGAGCAGCGACGGGUCGAGCGUGUACUUCGUAAUAGACGUGCUGCCCAGUCAUCACGAGAACGGAAGCGUCAAGAAGUCGAAGCAUUAGAGGCAGAAAAGCAAGCUAUUGAACGUAAGAACCUGGACCUUGAAAUGAGAUUGGCAGAUAUGGAAGCCAAAUACCAUCUUCUACAACAAGAGCUUGAGCGAUUUGGAGGUUCAGCUAUCCGCUCCUUCUCCGUUUCAACUCCGCCCCAAUCAGACAUUCGAGCCUCAUCCCCAAUCACGUUUUCUCAGAAAUUAUUCGCCUCUAGCAGCGAAACGCCAAGCUCCAUGACAACUCGAACCAUCAGUUCAGGAGUACCCGAAACUGUCGACCCAGCCUCACUCUCACCCGAGAUUCGACCUGUGGCUAGUUCUUCCAACGCUAAGUCUUCCGACCUGACACAACAUCCUGCCGCGGUGUUGUGCGACCUGCAGUGUCAGUCGGAAAUAACUCGGCCUUGGAAAAAUUUGAAGCCUACACUUUCGAUGAAAAUUUCUCGAGUAUUAGUGGCGACUUAUCUUAUAAUGACUUCCGCAACUUUUUCGAGCCUCCUCACCCCAAUCGCCCAGAUAAUGACCUCUUUGAAGAGGGGAUCGCCCCUCUCGCCGACACCUUCCAUUCUGAGCUUGAUCAUAUGGAUGGCCACCACAACGGUGUCUUUGACGAAUUCGUACUGUGUGACUUCCUCAAUGACGAACCUUCGACGACUGAAAUUCAGUGUCCGAACAAGCUUGCUGAGACGACUGCUAGCCUGCAGCCCCAAUUUGGCGCGUCCUCUUAUGGAUGCGACGAUGGCGGCAAUGCGGUCAGCGUCUAGACAGUCUAAGCUUCGGUCAGGUCUCUUAGUCGUGAAUGUAGGUAUCAGCGAGUGUGAGACACCUAGUUUCGAGGCUCUCAUGACACUUUUCUGGGUGGUUUAUCAAAAAGAUAAGGUUAAUCUGCGCCGAAAUCUCCUUUCGAAGCCGGACGCGGCUUCGGAACUUGAUAUGGCAGGGGUGAAGGUUUUAUUGGGACGAGAAGGAAGUUCCUACGAGUCGCAAUCCCAAGCCAAAAAUACAAAUGGCUCAAUGUUGGAUGGGGCGUUAUUUCAUGGGUGUUGUUAA
Messenger RNA from Blumeria graminis f. sp. triticale, 1419 nucleotides. The record is from the annotation of a GenBank genome assembly. Lineage: Eukaryota; Fungi; Ascomycota; Leotiomycetes; Helotiales; Erysiphaceae.